AUGUGGUUUGGUUCACACCCACCUCCUCCACCCUCCUGACUGGCGUCGGUGUUCUUCCGGCUGGCUGAGCCUCUAGCGAGAAACUGCAGCAGUGGAAGGAAGCGUCGUUUAGUUCUGACCCCCGAGGUCUAGGCUUGGGCCCUCAGAGGGUGCGUUCUGGAGAGGCCCAGCUGCUGACAGGGCUGCUUUUCCUGAACACGGUGCAAACACGUGAAGGUAGUUGGAGUCCCCUAGCAAUGGAUAAAUUCGUCCUUCGAACACCCAGAAUCCAGAAUAGUCCUCAGAAGAAAGCUCCUGGAGGAAAGAUUUACAAGCAGGCCACGAUUGAAUCUCUGAAGAGAGUUGUGGUUAUAGAAGACAUAAAAAGAUGGAAAACUAUGUUGGAGCUUCCUGAUCAAACCAAAGAGAAUCUAGUUGAAGCCUUACGAGAAUUAAAGAAGAAAAUACCCUCCAAGGAAGUGUUAAAAUCAACAAGGAUAGGUCACACUGUGAACAAGAUGCGUCAACACUCAGAUUCAGAAGUGGCUUGUCUUGCCAGAGAAGUUUACACUGAAUGGAGAACUUUCAUUGAAAAACACAAGGAUAGACCUUCUAUAGAAGUCCGAAGUGAUUCCAAAACCGAGACAUUUAGGAAAAAUGCCCAGAAAUUACUCUCAGAAGCCUUGGAAUUGGAGAUGGAUCACCUACUGGUUGAAAAUAUUGAACGGGAAACGUUUCAUCUCUGCUCCCGCCUCAUUAAUGGGCCAUACCGGCGGACAGUGAGAGCCCUGGUCUUCACAUUAAAGCAUCGAGCUGAAAUCCGGGCUCAGGUGAAGAACGGCACGCUGCCAGUCGGCACGUUUGUACAGACCCACAAAAAAUGACCUGAGCAUGGUUCCAACCCUGGGCUGGGCAGAAAGGAAAAUGGGCCUUUCUCUGCCAUUCAAAGACUCUUUUGAGUUUGGGCGAUGGCUGAUGCUGGCGGUGCUGAAUUUUCCCAUGGUGCCAUUCCUUCAGACAGAGGAUACAGAGAGCCCUGGGAGACAGACCUGCAGGAAAUGCUUCAUUAGCUGGAGUGCGCCGGUGCUGCCUAACAGGAUGCGCGCUUGCUGUCGCUAGGAAGCGCAGUACGGUUGCCAUCACCCAACACAGUGAAAGGGUGACAGAUUCCACUGUGAAUAUGCCAGGGACACCUCUAAACUUCCUCCGUGUCAGGCAGAUGAAGUUACUACUUUAUUUUGCCACCCUGCAGGUAACUGAAACUCAAUUACCACAGCUGCUCACUCAGUUCCGUCCCCCUGAGUUUAGAUAGCUCCAGUGCCUCUCAGAACUCCCCUGUCUGUACUCUUUGCUCUACCCCAGGGGUGAGCCUGCCGGAGCCCGCCAACUACCCCUUCUUUCCAGAACUCACUUAUCUGAACGUUGCAGCUCUCCCUGGAAGACCUGCGUUGGUCUCCAGAGCCCCCAUGCUGAGGCUUCUAAUGAGGAACUGUCCUGAAGCAUCCCCACACCUUGGGGUUUAUUUGAAUAUGUUGGCUCUCCCGGUUUAGGGCUCUGUAGAAGAUACAUAAUGAAAUUGCUCUUGAAAUGAAUUACUGUAGGAGAAAAAUUAUAUACAUAUGUAUUUUCAAAUGAAAUACCCGUAUAUAGACUUGCUUGAACAAUUUUGUAAGUGAUAUUUGCUUUUUUUAAAAAGUAAUAAUAAACUGGGGCUUUUUUGUCCCUAAAACCAAA
Molecule: messenger RNA, 1713 nt
Organism: Aethalodelphis obliquidens (Pacific white-sided dolphin)
Lineage: Eukaryota; Metazoa; Chordata; Mammalia; Artiodactyla; Delphinidae
Gene: TCEANC2
Product: transcription elongation factor A N-terminal and central domain containing 2
Exons: 5
Coding region: 237-863 (208 amino acids)
Biological process (GO): DNA-templated transcription
Cellular component (GO): nucleus
Source: RefSeq, a predicted model, not a curated record